AUGGUCAACAAAACGGAUCUUCUCUUAUUAUUUGAACGUCCACAAGAACCAGUUUUUGUUCAGAAAGGAAAGGACAAAGCAGUUUUUGAUGUUCCAGAUAAAUUUUUAACAGAUCGUUAUCGUCCCAUAGGCAAUGAAUUAACAACUCGUUUUGGUGAUGAAUCUAAAAGGAAAAUUGUCGUUAAGGAUAUUAGUAUUCCUGAUUUAAAGAUUCCAAUGAGUCUUGGUCGACAUGAACAAUUUUCUUUAUUUAUACCAAAACAUCGAGCAAUCGCUGGUCGUCUAAUAGACAUUUUUGUUGGACUAAGAUCUUUGGAUGAUCUCCAAAGUGUAGCUGUUUAUGCUCGUGAUCGUCUCAAUCCAGUUUUAUUCAAUUAUGCUCUAUCAGUUGCUUUGUUACACCGUGCUGAUACUAAGGGACUUAAUUUACCAUCGUUUGUUGAAUCGUUUCCAGAUAGAUAUAUUGACUCAAAAGUUAUAAAUCAAGUUAGGGAAGAAGCAACUGUUGUACCAGAAGGUUCGCGUGUACCAAUUGUUAUCCCCAGAGAUUAUACUGCUUCAGAUCUUGAUGAAGAGCAUCGGUUAUGGUAUUUCCGAGAAGAUAUGGGUGUUAAUUUACAUCACUGGCAUUGGCAUUUAGUUUACCCAUUCGAAUCUAAUAACAGAGCUAUCGUUGAUAAGGAUCGCCGCGGUGAAUUGUUCUAUUAUAUGCAUCAACAACUUGUAGCCCGUUAUAAUUUGGAAAGAUUCAGCAAUAAUUUAGCCAGAGUGAAGCGUUUUAAUAAUCUACGUGACCCAAUUAAAGAAGGUUAUUUUCCAAAAAUGGAUUCAUUAGUAGCGAGUCGUGCUUGGCCUCCGCGUUUUGCUGAUACGACACUUAAAGACUUAAAUCGAGAACUAGAUCAAAUAAAAUUGGAUAUUGGAGAUUUGGAGAGGUGGAGGGAUCGAUUUUAUGAAGCUAUUCAUCAAGGAUUUGUUGUAGACGAAAGAGGAACUCGUAUCCCCCUAGAUGAAAAUCGAGGUAUCGAUAUUUUAGGAAAUAUGAUGGAAUCUUCAAUUUUAUCUCCAAAUCGUCAAUUAUAUGGUGAUUUACACAACAUGGGACACGUAUUUCUUUCAUAUGCCCACGAUCCUGAUCACCGUCAUUUAGAAUCAUUUGGGGUAAUUGGUGAUUCAACUACUGCUAUGCGAGAUCCAGUAUUUUAUCGUUGGCAUGCAUAUGUUGAUGAUAUUUUCCAGGAACAUAAGGAAAGCUUAAAUCCGUAUACUCAGCAGCAAUUAGAUUAUCCAGGAAUUAAUGUUACUGGAGUACAAGUACAGCCAGAAGGGGGUCAACCUAAUGUACUUACUACAUUUUGGCAACAAUCUGAUAUUGAUUUAUCUCGUGGCAUGGAUUUUGUACCGCGCGGUAACGUUUUCGCAAGAUUCACUCAUUUGCAACAUGAACCUUUCACAUAUACUAUUAAUAUAAACAAUGCAAGUGGCGCUCAACGUUUUGGUACUGUAAGAAUUUUCUUAGGACCUAAAGUUGAUGAAAGAAAUCAAGAAAUGUUGUUCCGUGACCAACGUUUAAUGAUGGCUGAAUUAGAUAAAUUUAUAAUACAGCUCCGUCCCGGUCAAAACACAAUUCGUCGCCGUUCUGAUGAAUCAAGCGUUACAAUUCCUUUCGAAAGAACUUUCCGCAAUCUAGAUGCUAAUCGUCCUGCUGAAGGUACUCCUGAUGAAUUGGAAUUUAAUUUCUGUGGUUGUGGUUGGCCCGAUCAUAUGCUUAUACCAAGAGGUCGCCCUGAAGGUUUAAGAUGUGAAUUAUUUGUUAUGGUUUCAAAUUAUGAUGACGAUAGGGUUGAUCAGGAUCUAGUUGGACAAUGUUCAGAUGCUGCUGCGUAUUGUGGCGUACGAGAUCGUCUUUAUCCAGACAGACGUCCAAUGGGUUUUCCAUUCGAUCGUUUGGCUCGUGCUGGUGUAGAUAGAUUGAAUCAAUUUUUAUAUGGAAAUAUGAGAACUGCUGAUGUUAGCAUCCGCCAUAAUAAUGUUACCCGUCAACGUCCACAAUAA
This is a messenger RNA of Condylostylus longicornis, 2055 nucleotides long. Its product is annotated as phenoloxidase 2-like. Bases 1 to 2055 code for a protein of 684 amino acids. NCBI's taxonomy places the organism in Eukaryota, Metazoa, Arthropoda, Insecta, Diptera, Dolichopodidae. The record is from RefSeq and is a predicted model, not a curated record. Gene Ontology annotation, molecular function: oxidoreductase activity. The transcript is spliced from 5 exons.